Molecule: messenger RNA, 1918 nt
Organism: Pseudogymnoascus destructans
Lineage: Eukaryota; Fungi; Ascomycota; Leotiomycetes; Thelebolales; Thelebolaceae
Exons: 2
Coding region: 1-1110 (369 amino acids)
Source: RefSeq, a predicted model, not a curated record
AUGUGUAAAUGCAGGGGUCCACACGACGGCUGGUGGCAGUAUUAUCACAUAUCGCGUCGACAAAACGGCGACGGCGAUGCUGCUGCGGACGGCUGCAUACAAGAAUUUGAUAUUUGCCUCUGCGAAACCAACAAUGCUGAGGAUAUUAUGGACGCGCCAAGGAUACCGCCUCAGCAGGCCCGCGAGCCGCUGGAUAUUCAAAAACAACUACUCAGUCCUCCACGAGCCACUAUUUAUGGCUCUUCAACCGGCGGCAGCGGCGGAGGCACAGGAGGUUCUCUCGCCACAGCCCUCGCGCUCACCUCAGUUCUGACAGUGCGGAAAGUGGGAAGGUAUCCCUCCGCGUUAGUAACAACAGAUUCCAUCUUCGACUUCUCGCCCCUCGCUAUCGCCUCAUUGCACCCCGACGCUGGUAUGUCCUCACUCAAUACCCUCAAAACCAGGGAACUCUUCUCCUCACCACCUUCAACGCUCGAUCCGCUUGCGUCACCCCUCCUCCUCUUUCGCGGCUCAGCGUUUCACACGACCGCCUUCCCACGGUCUUGGUCCCCAAGCCUAACACUGCCGGGGGUGAUUGAUGUGGACUCGGACUCAGACUUUCAGGACUCGAUGAGUGAGCUGGACUCAGACUACGACUUUUCGGACUCACCAACCUCACCCAAUUCCCCAACCUCAGCACUUCCACCUUCCUCACCACACCCCGACCCCGACACACCAAUAGACCUCAACCCCACCCGUCCCCAAAAACGGAGCUACCUCAAGUUCCCCCCCGCACACUCCGGGUUGCGGCUUCCGAUGUGCAACUUCCAAAUCUCGCACCCGCUUCCUUCACCACCACCAUCUAAAUCCAGCAAGUCCGCCAGUUCCAAAUCCGCAGCGGUACCGCACCCAGACGAACCGCUAGAGGUGGUACAAGCGGAGUUGAUGGCGGCGGCGGUGAAUCGGUCGGUGAGGAUGGGGUAUGAUACGCCACUUUCUCGGCGGGGAGAUGAGGGGGGGGGUGGGGAUAAGAGGGCUGUUGUUAGGGAAUUGGAGGGGGAGGGCGAGGUGGAGGAGAGGGGAGCGGUUGGGGCGAGGGAGUGGUUGAGGGAUACCAUGGAUUGGCGGUGAGUAUGUUGUUUUCUCGGUUUGGGGUUUAGGUCAUUGGCGUUAGAUGGGAUGCGAUAGGAGGUUUGGGCGGGGAUAGUGGGUGAGAUGAGAUGCACAAUGUGCUAUAUAAAUAGACAUAUAAACGACUACCUACAAGAACGGCUCAGCCAUGCAUAUCUUGCUGGUCUCGCCUCGUCCGUGGCUGUGGGGAGGGGUGGGGGUGCUGAUAGCUGCGAAAUGACUGCGAGGAUAAAUGUAAAGCGACAAGUGAGAAUAAAUAAAUAAGCGGUGACGGCAAGAAUCAAGGUAAAACGACAGCAAGAAUAAAUCCAAAUCGACAACAAUAAACCCAACCCCACCACCCCUCCUCACAUCCACUCACAACCCUCCCUUCCCGUCCGAUGUAAUCCCACAUACGGUCGAAUCCUCCUCCUCCUUCCUCUCCUGCCGGGCUCUGUGCACGAUCCCGCGGUACGCAAUGAGCUGUUAGGGAGGGAGGCAUUCUCAUCCUUAGCUCUUUGCGGCGUGAUGGAAUAGUGUUCCUAGGAUCUCGGAUUUAAUUGGAAACGAACGAGAUGUAGUUGGAAAUGGUGAGGUAGGAAGAGGAGAGAGGGGAGGUGCAAAAAAAUAUACCAAUGGGGUCUUGCCCGAGAUCGAAUCGGGGACCUCUCGCAAACAUUGCUGUAGGGUGGACCCUAAGCGAGAAUCAUACCACUAGACCACAAGACCCUUUCUAUGAUCGUCAGGGGUGGUGAUUGGCACAGUCAUCAAUCAAAACUAUCACCAAAAAUCACAGCUUACACAACACAACACACACGGACGGUCACCA